This is a messenger RNA of Diachasmimorpha longicaudata, 1893 nucleotides long. RefSeq lists its product as uncharacterized. Lineage: Eukaryota; Metazoa; Arthropoda; Insecta; Hymenoptera; Braconidae. The record is from RefSeq and is a predicted model, not a curated record. Bases 70 to 879 code for a protein of 269 amino acids. The transcript has 3 exons.
CAUUGAAGAGGUCCACUAACACGCAAGCAGUACAAAAUCAUCGUUUUCAGAUUUAAUCGAAGUGACAAAAUGACAUCAGAGGAGUAUCAAUUCACCUCAACUGAGGAGAUGAACAAUUUUGAGGAUGGUGACACGGCCAUGGAUUUAACCGGAUACGUUGACGCGAUCGAAGGCAUGAAAGUGUUGAAGACACAUCAGAAACGAGUUUUCAAAUUUCUUCUUAAUAAUGGUGCUGGUAAACGAAUGAAAGUCUUGCUAUGGGCAGGAGACGUAUUGAAAUAUCAAAGCCAAGUAACCAUGUACCAGGUUGUCGAAUUGACGAUGGGAAAAAUUCGUGACAUGAACCUGAAACUUCCCCUUCCUCGAGGAAAGGACUACGUCCUGACGGAAUACCAUUUUCAACCUGCCAGCACAUUGACCUGUAUUGGAGUUUAUAAAAAGGACGAUUAUUAUCAGGAUUACGAAGAAGUUUCUCUUGGAGAGAUCAUGUCAAAGACUACUCGAAUCUGCACUGAAGUGUAUCUUCGAACGGCAUUCAAAUCAGUUACCACAGCUACAGAAGUUCAGGCGAUGGGCUUGACUAUUGAUAAGCAGUUCAAGUUAUCAGUGGGAAUCGUAAGCUUCUCACCAAAUCCAGAAAAUAAACAAGGUGUUUGCGUGAAGAUUAGAGGAAUUCUGGAGAAAAAUAAAAUGAGAGGUGUAUUUUUGAAAGUCGAUGACAUGUCAUGUAUCGAAAUUGUGGAUGCUAAGACAAUGACUGUAUCAGAGAUGAAGAAUGUUGCCAUUUCAGCGACAUCAAAACGUCGUUCAGAGGGAUCAUUGCCCUUAUCAAAACGCAGCAAGGAAAAUGAAUCUCCCAACAAAGGGAAAAUGGAAUAACAUUAUUUCCAAGUUUCUCAAGUUCAAAAAGCUCUUAAUAUACGUGUAUUAUGUCUAUUCAAGUUGUUACACUAAUUUUCCACUACUUUUUUCAUCGAAAACUUGAUAAAAUAUUUUCGUUCAAUUCUUUGCAUAAUAUUCAAAAAUUCAAAAUAUGAUAAUAUUAUUUUCCCUUUAAUAGUUUUUUUCAUGCAGAUGCAAAUAUACUGUAAAUCGUUUUUAUAUUAAUAUUCUAAAUUUAUUAACAAAUAUGAAUCAAAAAUACUUUGUCCAAGAGUUAGACAAAAUAUUUUCAUUUAACCAAAUAAAAGAUCAAAAGGCUCUUGACUUAUUAGCAAAAAUCUAGAUCACAAAUAUUGAUUUGUUAACACGUUCGAGUAUUACUACUUUUGGUUUAAGAUUGGUUUAAGAAUUUGACAAAAUAUUUUCAUUUAAUCUUUACACAAUUCUCAGCGACAAAGUGGGACAUAGUUUUGUCAAUCAUUUACUUAUUAUUCCUUCAGAUUAUAUUUUUCAAUAUUUCUCCCAUGACAUGACUGACAUGAUAAAAUUCCAUUUCAUUUUAAAAAAAUUAUUCUCAAGUCAUUUACAUUUCUUUUCUAAUUUUUUCUUCUUCAUUUGUCUCACUUUGUAUGGUUUUUUUUGUCAUCGAUGUUUUACGUUGAUUAAUGUAAAAGUAAAAAUAUAAUUGCUGUUAUUGUUAUCGAUAGAGACCGCAACUCAUCAGUAUCUUCAUGGAGAAGAGUUGUAUAAGAUUUGAAGAAAACGAUGCUAUUAGAUAUAAGUUUCUACGCAGUGAAUGACAUUAACAAAGGUGGAGAACGAUCAUAUAUUAAACUGACAUCAUCCAAUAAUUUGACUAUUGAUAGGAAAUCCAGUGAAGAAAUUUUUCCAAAGUAGGUAUUAAUGAAUUUAAUCAAUAUUUUCAUUAUUAAUGCUAUUAAUAAUAGUUGUUUCAAUUUCGUAGUCUGUUACAACUCGAUUCCUCUGUGUUAAAAGUGACUUUUCUGCAGA